AUGACGCGCAAUGGUGUGGCCACGCUCCUAGGCAGCGAACAGCGCAACGACGUCCCCGAACUUUGUGGGCGGAUUGCGCUCCUUCGCCCACUCCGCCUGGAAUGGCUUCUUCGUCCCGGAGAUGAAUCUCUGGACCCUCAUGGGAGCUGGCAAGUCCAAUCCCAGAUCAUCGCGGAUCUGGGAUGGGACCUGCCAACUCCAAUGAGGAUCCAGAUAAUCGCUAACGCUACGCAGGGCCAACUCUCAGUGCAAGAGUACCAGGAGAGCUUCGUUAUCAUAGACGUGAUAAGCAUUCCAUUGCGCCUCUUGCUUUUCGAGGCAUACAUAUCAGAAAAUGCCUCGAGAUCCGUUAAUCGGGCUGGUGGGAAAGGUCCGUCGCCCCUCCUCCAUCGUUCCAUCACCCCACUGACCGCAGAUGUGAGGGGCAUACAGCCGUCUAGUGGAAAGUCCACCACAUUGAACAGUCUGACGGAUGCGACCUCCAAAGUUGGAAACUUCCCCUUCACAACCAUUGAUCCCCAGCGAGCUAUCGGAUAUCUCCAAAUCGAGUGCCCAUGCCAACGACACAAUGUCUCAGAUCGGUGCCAGCCGAAUUACGGAGGGUGCCACGAAGGACGGCGCUCUGUGCCUAUUGAAUUGCUAGAUGUCGCGGGUCUUGUACCAGGCGCACAUCAGGGCCGCGGCCUGGGUAAUAAGUUCUUGGAUGACCUGCGUCAUGCAGAUGCUCUGAUUCACGUCGUAGAUGUGAGCGGGACCACGGAUGCUGAAGGAAAGGCUACCCGGGGGUAUGAUCCAUCAGUUGAUAUUGAGUGGUUGCGGUCAGAAAUCGUGCGAUGGGUGCUAGGAAACUUGAUGGAGAGAUGGGGGUCUAUCAAAAGACGACACCAGGCACUGAAGGCCAACCCCAUCGACACAUUGCAGAAACAAUUUGCCGGUUAUGGAAGUACACAGACUACUGUUGCGCGAUUUAUGGAUAAGCUUGCCCUCAAAGAGCCGUUGGAGGACUGGUCAGAUGAGACGGUAGAGCUCGUUGUCAAUGCUUUCAUCGACGAGAAAUUCCCGACGGUAUUCGCCCUCAAUAAGAUCGACCACCCAGAUGCAGACAAGAACAUUAGCAAAAUUGCGAAGAUGCAAGACCCCAGAAGCAUUGUGCUUUGCUCUGCUAUAUCUGAGGUUUUCCUCCGAAGGUUGGCCAAGCAGCGCUAUAUCAAUUACGUUGAAGGCAGCGAGUUCGUUGAUACGCGAGAAGAUUUGAUUGAAAUGGGUGACCCGGAUGGAGGAGGCCUCAAAGAGAUGGAUGAAAAAUUGAAAACUCGCGUUGAAAACCUGAAGGACAUGGUGCUAUAUCGAUUCGGAUCUACAGGUGUGGUACAAUGUCUUUCCAGAGCUGCAGAGCUUCUGGGCCUUGUACCGAUUUUCCCUGUCCGUAACGUGGCGACUUUCAACUCUGGCGCUGGAACUGCCGUAUUCCGUGACUGUGUCUUGGUUAAGAAAAACAGCACAGUCGGUGACGUUGCCCGCAAGGUGAUGGGUGACGUGCCUAUCAGCUAUAUCGAAGGAGUGGGCGGAACACGAGUAUCCGAGGAUGAUAUCGUGGCAGUUGGGAAACAUGAUAUCCUAUCAUUCAAAGUAGGUCGGUAG
Molecule: messenger RNA, 1641 nt
Organism: Penicillium bovifimosum
Lineage: Eukaryota; Fungi; Ascomycota; Eurotiomycetes; Eurotiales; Aspergillaceae
Product: Ygr210 GTPase family protein
Exons: 11
Coding region: 1-1641 (546 amino acids)
Cellular component (GO): cytoplasm
Molecular function (GO): ATP hydrolysis activity; GTP binding
Source: RefSeq, a predicted model, not a curated record